UCCAGUCAAACCAUUCCAGCCAUUCCUAGUGUCCAGGAUCCUGAGCGGUGUAUCUGUCAAUCAGGUUUAGGGAUGCACCGCUGCCCCUGCUAAGGAUGGAGGCGGGGCUGCAGGGACAGGGCCACCAGCUACUGUCAGAUCCACGCCACUCACUCGCGACCUCUCCAGCGCCGCACUCUGUCAGCCUCGACUCAAGUGCGUUUGGAUUAGUGAUCGACGCUCGGACUGAUUUCCAGACCUCAGCAGGCACUAGUGGGGGUGAAGGAACAGACACAUCACCCCAGCAAUCCUUCAGACUCACCCCGAUACCCCAGGAGACUCAGACACCCACCUCCUCCACCACUGGCCCUGCACCACACACCAACACCGCCUCCUUGCCGCCCAGCCCCUCAUUGCACACCAGGAAGUUCCUCUACAGACUGAUAGACACGCAUCUCGGUGCCAGUGAUGGGAGCUUAGUUAGUGGUGGCUACGGUGGUGGUGGUGGUGGUGGUGGGCGACACUGUUUAGCCCUGGCUGGAGUGCAUCGUUUUGGCAGUCGCCUCCCGUGUGCUGGUUCCCCACACGACUUAGCAUCCUGCCCCGCCCCACCUCCUCCCCUUCAGCCAACGCUCCCUCCCCAUAGCCAGAGGGGAGCAGCACAAGGCACCACUACUAAGGAGGGGGAGGAGGAAGAAGGUGCCGGCAGUGUUACCAGACAGAGUGAUGCCCUCAGAACCCUGACAGAGACCUCCACAUCCCUGGCACUCACUGAGACACUUAUUGGUCCUGUCAAGCUGCCCCACAUUCCCCCGGCGGUGCUGAGUGAGGUGCUGAGUGGCAUGGAGCGCCGGGCAGGACACGGCACCCCGCCCCCCACCCCUGGCACCCACAGGCCCACACGGGGCACACGUGGGGAGAGGGACAAGGUGGCAUCACACUCCCUGGAUCCGAGGCACACAGGGUGGACUAAUGGUGCAGCAACAGCAGCGGCAGGACUCAGUGUGGUGGAGUGUGGCAGUAAGAGCAGCAGUGUGGUGGGUGAUGCCAGGGACAGGGAGGAUGAAGGGAGAGGUGGGGGAGUGGAGCAUCGUGUGGUGAUGGUGGGCGGCCCACAUGGGGAAGAGAUGCGUGAGCUGCACCGGUACCCUGCGACAGCCAUCACCACCGUGGUGGAGCGCAAGUCCUACCUGGGCCUGGAGGGGACGGCCACCAAGGAGCCCCGGUCCCGGCGGCGGCGCCAGCGGCCUCGCCGCCGUGCUGACUCCCAGACCUCCAUGGCCAGCGAGUCAUCCACCUGCGCCUCGGGAUCCAGCAUGGCCUCCCUGCUGGGCCACUCAGCGGCCCCCAGCAAGACCUCCUCUCGGGGCAGCGGCGGCAGUGACGCUCCUGGCCCUCCCAGGCCGCUGCUGUCCUCGGCCGUGCGCAGGGCCCGGCUUGCCCUGGAGGGCCAGGACCACCACACAAUCUCCCCCUGCCCCUCAGACACGUCCUCUUCCAACCUGUCCACACUGAGCGACCUGAGUGGCUACCAGGAGGAGUACCUCACCCUGCGCCGCCUGGUGUCUGACGCCACCUCCCCCGAGGACCGACACCACCACCUGGCCCGCCUGGCUGCCACCGCCGCUGCUCUCCCCACACACAUGGGGCCCAACGUGGAGGAGCUGCAACGGGCACUGCAGGAUGCAGUGGCACAGCGGGAGGACCUGGAGAUAUCGGUGCACCGGCUGUCGGUGCAGGUGCACAACGCUGUGAGGGAGAAGGACCUCCUGCAGCAGCAGCUGGAGUUGGUGCAGACCCAGGUGACAGACACCGGCCAGCGCCAGUACUUUGAAGCUCAGCGCCAGCGUGCCGCCCUGGAGGGCCGGCUGGAGACUGUGCAGCAGGAGUUGGAGGCCGCCCUGCAGCAGCGCACCCAGAUGCAAGCCAGGCUGUCAGCUGCCCUGGCAGAGGUAAGGGAGAUGCAGGCUGCUACUGCACAGGCUGCUGAGGCGCAGGCCUUGGCCAUGGCCAGGAUGGAGAAGUUUGAAGUGGCUAAUCGGUGCCUGGAGGUGGAGGUGAAGGAGGCCAGGGAGGGGUUGGACCAUGCUGAGAGUGAGUUGGCCAAGGCCAGACAACAGGCUGGAGACUUGCAGGCCAAGUCUGAGGGUCAAGUGCUGGCUCUGGAGCAGGUGAGGGAGGCUGAGGCUGCUCUGAGGAAGGAGGCGCAGGAGAUGAGGACUCGCCUAACCCAGCUUGAGUCUCAGCAGGCAGCCAUGGGAAAGGCACAGGGCCAGGCAGAGGCAGCUGUUGCCAAGGCCGCAGCAGAAGCCAAGGCAGCCCAGGCGGAGGCCGCGCGGCAGCAGGAGCAGCUACAGCAUGCUGAGAAGGCCCGCACUGCCUUGCAGCGGGAGGCCCUGGAGGCAAGGUCGGCCCUGGCCAGGAUGGAGGCGGAGAAGGAGGCAUUGGAUGCCAAGGUGGAGAGUCUGGCAGGGGAGGUGGAGGAGGGCAAGGCCAGGGCAGUGCGGGACAAGAGUUUACUGGUGAGUCACCUGGAGGCUCUGCAGGCUGACAUGGCUGAGAGGGAAGCCCUGCUGGCCAGGCUGCAGGAGGACCACUCUGCCGGCAGCCAGCUGGCCCAGGAGCGGCAGCAGCGCCUGGAGGAGGACCGCCAGCGCCUGCAGGGCCUACGCCUGGACUUGGCAGAGGCAGAGCGCCGGCUGGCUGAUGCCAGGGAGGACCUGCAGCAGCGGGCAGCCCUGCUAGCACGCCGUGAGGCACAACUGAAGGAGGCCAAGGCAGCAGCUGCAGUGGGCCAGGAGCAGCUGCGGGAGCGUGAGGGACGCAUCACGGGCCUGGAGCAGCGCCUGCAGGAGCUUGGCACCACAGCCGCGGUGCUGAGAGAGGAGCGCGCUGCAGCAGAGGCUUCACUGGCUGCCCUGCAGGAGGAGAAGAGCAGGCUGGUGGCAGCCCUGGAGGUGGCUGGGCAGGAGAAGGCAGAGGUGGAUGCGGCCAUCCUGAAGGUGCGAGAGGACAUGAGUGGUCUCACCUCCUCUGUGUACCGCAUGCGCCACGACCUGGCUGCCAAGGACCGCCGCAUGCACCAGAUGGCUGCGGAGGCAGAGGAGGCCGCCAGGACCAGGGCUGCCCUGGAGGAGCGGCUGGCGGCCAUGACAGAUGAGUCACACCACCAGGAGGAGAAGGCAGAGCUGAGGAAGAGAGUGGAGGGGCUGAGAGAGGAGGUGAGGGUGGCAGGAGAGGCAAGGGCUGGGCUGGAGGCUGAGUUAGGGGUGGCAAGGGCUGCUGGCAAGGCCAUGGAGGCGGAGAAGAGAGCCCUGGCAGAGACAUGUCGCCUGCAGGAGGAGCAGAUUCAGGGCCUGGAGGGCGGCGCCGAGAGCUGCCGGGAGGUGGUGCUGAAGAAGGAGGAGGAGCUGCACCGCAUCAGGGAGCAGCACGCUGCUCUGGAAGGGGAGUUUGUGGCCCUCAGGAGGAACUGGGAAGCCCUUAAGGGGGAGAACCUGUCACUGCGGCAGGAGGCAGAAGCCUGUGCGGAGCAUGAGGCAGCACAGCGCAGGGAGCAGAGCGACCUCAAGGACAGCAUACAGAAGGAACGCAAGCUGAAGCAGAGCUUGGAGCACAAGGUGGAGGCGCUGGUGAGGGAGCACCGGGUGGAGCGAGAGGCGGCGGAGAAGACUCGCACAGAGAUGGUGGAGCGCCUGGAGGCGGCAGAACAGCAGGCCAGGCAGGGCAGGGAGGAGGCAGACAGGAAGGCCCAGUCCCUGCAGCAGGAACUGGACACUGCAGUGAGAGACAAGGCAGACCUGCAGCUGACCCUGGAUGACCUCGGGAGAAGCAGUGAAGCCAGCAGGGUGAGGCUUGAGGAGCAGACACUGGCCACCCACACCCUGCAGGCCAAGGUGGAGAUGCUGGAGAGGGCCCGGGAAGGUCUGGAGGCAUCGCUGCAGGACAAGGCAGCAGAGUUGUCCCGGCUGGAGGGUCAGCAGAGGGAGCGGGAGGCUGGUGCUGCCAGGCUGGCCGAGGAGAAGGAGCGUCUGGUGAGUCAGGUGAAGGCCGUGCUGGCGGAGAACACCCUGCUCAAGAAGAUGCAGAAGGCGGCCGACUCGCUGGUGUCUGAGGCCGUCAACAACAACAACAACAUCAACAACAGUAUUAACACUAGUGGGAAGAAGAUACCCAAGACUCCAGAGAUGCUACAGAAGGAGGUGUCCACUCUGACGGCCAGGCUGGAGGAGGCCGGCCGGCAGAGGGACGCCAUGCAGGAGGCCCUCAAGAGUGCCAGGAAGGAGAGCAUCCUGAUGAGAGCCAAAGGGAAGGAGCUGGAGACACUCAGGAGAAGAUGUGCCCAGCUGGAAUCCACCGUCAACCAACAAAGGAAAUCUGAGGUGCUGGCGGCCAAGUGUGCAGAGUUGGAGGCUAGUGUGGAGGCCAGGCAGAAGGAGUGUGCCUCUCUCACUGCCACACUGAAAGCCAAGGAAGCCAGUCUUGACCAGGAGCUGAAGAAAAACUCAUCCCUCACCAAUGCCCUGAAGGAGAAGGACGCAAGCCUCACCCUCCUUCAGAGCCGAGGGCAGAAGGAGGUGGAGCUACAGACCAGGAUAGCCAGUUUUGAAAGGGCACUGCAGGAGGCUCAGGACACCAACACAGCCCUCAAGGAACAACUCAGGACCUCAGAGAAUGAAAGGAAGUUGUGGGUUGCUAAGUAUGAGGGCUUGAGGGACAGCAUACCAGAGAGAGACAUCAGCACACAGCCAGGCAUUCAGUUGUUGCCUCACCAUCAGCACCAGGCCUUCAGCACCACACAGGAGGCUCGACAGUACUCCAGUGCUGGUGUAGCCUACCCUGCAACUACCCAGCACUCCAUGACACAUCCCAGCACCACUCAGGAGGCUGCAAUUUCUCCCAGGAUUACUCAGGAACAAGUAGUAACUGGUCCCACUGCAAAGCAACCAGUCCUUCCCAGCAGUCAGUCACACAGUAGAAGCCUAGAGCCUCAAACCUACACCGGCACCAACCAGGAGCCUAGAGAACAGACCACAAGUACCCACCAGCCUCACACAAGCACACAGAACUCAUACCCAAGCACUGCGCAGCCUCUUUACCCCAGCAGCGGCCCACACACUCCCAACACUGCUGACAUAAUCUCCACAAAUGGCAACAGCAAAGUGGCAGCACCCUCAGGCAUCAUCUCCUUACCACACAGCACACCACAGCCGACCAGUACAUGGCAGGCGAACCAGUGGAGUGAGGUGCCACAGAGCUCUCUCCUGCAGGCAAGAGAGGAGGGUGAUGGAAUAGAGGCAGUGACAGAGGACCAGAAUUUACAGAGCCUUGAAAUAUCGUCAGCCUCCUCGUCACACAGCAGAGUAGAGGAGGAGGAGAGACCAGAGGAGAGACCGGUGGCUGAGGAGAGUCUGGACGCUAGGAAAGAAGUGCAGUGCCUCCAAAAACUGAGUAACUUGGAGAGUUUGGUGAACACGAGAGAACGAGAACUGCAGGAGGAAAAGGAGAAGGCAGGGACGGCGUCGAACGAAUUCCGCGAGAAGCAGAGGCGUUACGAAUCGAACGUGCGACUGCUCACCAGGAAACUGAAGGAGCACAUGAAGGGGAGGAAGGCGGCGGAGAAGGAGGUGCAGAGCCAGGCCGAGGAGCAGCAGAGAGCAGUGAACGACGAACGGCAGAAGUAUGAUACAUUGCGAACCAGGUGCCUGGAGUUGGAGGGAGCGAAGGAGGCAGUGGAGGGGCAGGUUGGAGUGCUGCAGGGGGAGCUGGGGGAGGUGAGGGGGGCACUGGCACGGUCCCAGCAGGAGUGCCACGCCCACCACACGUCCAUCCUGCACCUACAGAAGGAGGUCGGCCGGCUGCAAGAAAUCUGCAAGGCGGCGGAGGGCUUGCGGUCUGUGGUGUCCGGCCUGGAGGCAAAGCUGGAGGAGAAGGAGAAGCUUUCCUCAACGCUGGAGAGAGACCUCGGGGCAGCCAGAGAGGAGGCCAAGGAGAGAAGCGAGCGGUGUGCCUCCCUCUCUUCCGCCCUGGACCAGCUGAGGGGGGAGAAGGAGAGGCUGGAGAGAGAGCUGAAGGAGGCCUCUGCAAAACUGGAUAAAGCACAACAGGACUUCAAGGCACAACUGGAGGACAACAAGAGACUGGAGGGUGACACGACUCGACUGACAGCGUCCAAAGAUGACCUGGCACACCGUUUGAGUGAAGCCAGCGGGAAGUGUGACCAGCUGGCCCUCGAGGUGAGCCGGCUGGAGGAGGAGAGGCAGGCCGAGGCGUGCCAGCUGACAGGAGUGAAGGGGGAGCUGCUGGAGGCUCAGAAGAAGGUGUCUGGCCUGGAGCAUCAGAUUAAGUUGCUUGGCGGGGAGCUUGAGGUGAGCCAGGAGGAGGCGAGACAGGCCAGGGAGCAUCAGGUGGCCAGGGAGAAGAGCCAGGCGGAGAGGGUGACUGCUCUCGAGGGGCGUCUUGGUGCAGCACAACAGGAGACAGAGUCCCUGGCCACACAGUUGAGCCAGGCCAAGGGGGAGAGGGUGAGCUACCAGACCCAGGCUACGCAGCUCAGGACGGCCCUUCACUCGGCCCUGGAGCAGCUCAAGAGCCACGAGUCUGAGAGAGAGGCGCGGGAGGCCCAGGCGCUCACUUUUACCUCAGAGGUGGAGGUGAUCCCGUCCCCACGCCCGCUGGACAUUGCCGGCCUCACACAGCUCAUUGAGAAGACCUGCAUUGCCCCCACACCCACCCCACCGCCCCUCACCAGCCUGGAGUCCUGCCUCUCGUCCCUGAAGGCAGAGGUGAAGGUGCUACAGUCUCGCCUCCAGUCUUCCAGAGUUGGGGAGGAGGACAUGGAAGGAUUGGCAGGCGAAGACCGAGGGAUGAGUGAGGCAGUGACAGCAACACCCUUGACCACAGUGAUGCAGGAGAGCACCAGCAGCAGCAAAGCAAGAACAUGAGGGAGGUUUGCUGACGACUCACAAUACUAGUAACACAUUUGCUCAGUGGUCAGUGUGGUGUUGGAAGGCUUGUGUUAUUCACCCAGCCUGGCACUCCUUCCCUGUCAUUCCUUUUGUGCUUCUUUCUAGCAUUCAAGAACUAAAGAAGAGCCUUGUUUUGUCUUCUCUCAGGUGGUAGAACUGUUUGGGACAUGCAGAUGGUAGUGAGGAAAGCUGCUAAGGGAUCAAGGAGGAGGUGCUCUUUCACUUGCCACUUUCUUUGCUCAUUGUAAUCCUGAUGCUUCCUUCUGCAGGAGAUUGUAUUAUGUUCACUGCAAGAGUCAGGACUAGGGAAGGUUUGAGGCCAUAUUGGCAAUGAUCACCUGGAAGAUAUGUAAGACUUCCAGAUGACCUAAGGCUUGAUAUGAAAGAUAAUUAAGAUUUCUCAAGAACCUCGGAUGUCUUGAGUAAUGAGAUAGAAUAUAAUUAAAGUUUCUACACACCUGAGAAGACUUAAGUAAUCAGCUGGAAAGUCAAAAAAAGUUUCCAGGAUAAAAACUUGACUGACCAGCUGGAAGAUUAAUAAAAACUUCCUGAGGACUUAAUGAAGACUUAAGUGAUCAUUAUUAUUGAAUGGAGUCACGGAGUCGCCAUAAAAUAUUCCAUUUACCGUGUGAUUUGCGGUAAAGACUCGGUAAGCAGACAAGACAAGGAGGACUUCCAAAGUGCUCUGAUUACAGACUGACUGACUUCCGACCACAACUCAGCAUGGGAGGAGCUUGUGAUGCUUGAGGUCAGCGAUUGCGGGUAAAUGUCGUGCAAAAUAGGCUUUAUUAAUCACCUACGUUAGCCUUUGGGAAGCCAUGAGAUUCCAGAUAUUUUGACGAUUUUAUUAAGUGAUUUUGUUGACGUGUUCUUUACCGUUACCUAUGAUUUGUUUACCCCUCCAGAUAAUGUACAAUUUGAGAAGCUGGAGAGAGUGUUGGUGUGUCAGAGGACUCGGCCAGGUGCAGGGAGGCUGUGUCUGUAGAUCUGAGUGAUGACGGGCAGCUUGUCACGAGUGGUUGUAGGAUUCCCUGGUGUUGUGUGAGGUCACUCUUUGCUUACUUGGAGUCUGGCCUUACUUUGGGUUUUCUAAGAGUGGUGUAGCUUCUGUGGAGUUCCUAAGAGUUUAAUAUCACUGGGGUUUUCAAGAGUAUAGCCUCACAAGUUUUCAAGAGUUUAUCCUCACUAUGGAUUCUCUAAGGGUUUAAUACCACUGGGGUUUACAAAGGUGUGGCUUCACUUACAGGUUUCCAAGGAUGUAGAUUGAUGUUCUGGUUUCUGAGGGUGCACACUAUUUCAAGCCACAUUUGUUCUUGGUUGCUAUGUUUCUUUUGGUAAUUGUACAUUUAGUGCCGUCCCAUAAAUCCUGCUGCUUUUUAGUCUUAUAGAUGUGAUAAUUGUAAUGAUUUGGUGUUGAUCCUUGUGUUCCUAAGGUCUGCAUUCUCAAACAUUUUGGUGUGCUGUCUCUGCUGUGUUCAUCAGGCUGCACUGCAAGUUGUGUGUCCUCAGAGUGGUUUACAUGAUUCUAGUGAUUCUUUUUCUUUAACAGGCUUUAAUGGAAGUUAUUGAGGCUUGUAAGGAUGAUUUUUUAUGAUUCUGGUGAUAGUUUAACAAGGACUUUACAUUUUAAGUGGUGGUCUGUUAUUUCAUCAGUGUGCUCACUGCGAUAUCGCAUUUUUGAUCCUCCCAACCUUAGAUUUUUGUAUAGGACAAUGAAUUUUUUUACACAAUGUGCACGGUGGUGUGAUGCAUCAGUGACAGAAAUUUCAUCGAAAUCCAUUGAUAACUUUUUACACCACAGACAAUUUACUGGCGAUUUUGAGAUAUUUUUGUUAUUAUGCAAUGGUUUCAAAACUAUGAAGAGAAUAAUGAUUUCCUUUGGUGUGCUGAUACUAGACAUCCAGAUGUAAAUAACUGUUUACUCGUAAUUGUAAGUGAAAAGGAAAAAAUGUCAGCCUCACACCAAAAUAUGAAAAAAAUAAAUAUCCAUAAAAUCAAAGUUAAAAAAUUUGUCAAAAAUAUAUUUCACAGUGCUUAAGUAUGUGGCUAUACACCAGUUUUUAGAUACCAGUGUCACGAUAAUUUCCCAACAAAAAGUAUCUAAAUUGGUCAAUUACACAAGAAGUUAUGAGUACUUUUGUGCGAAGAAAACUGCAUUUUUAUGUUUAAAUGUUCAUUACUCCAUAAAAGUGCCACCAAGUAGUAUCAAAUGCACAUAACUACUUACAUAAUCCUUUCACCAUGUCUGGGAAGUGCACAUUGUCAUUGUCAUUGUCCUUACGCCACCUUUUCAAGAUCUUCUCACGAUUUCUUUUACUUGAAGCUUUCCUCUUUGCACUCACACGAGGCAUGGUUCACUCCUGGAGUAGUGAAACACCACAAAAGUAGGCAAAAUAUGAUAUAUAUAUCGAGGAUAGUAACGCAGAUGCAUGCUCCAAGUGAUAUCGAUCGCACUGAUGCUCUCCCCCCUCCCCCCGCUCCCUUCCCUCCUGGAGGGCUGUGGUGCCGGUAACUAUAGCCUAGACUGUACAGCAAUAUUGUUUAUUGUUGUUUAUUGUUUUGUUUUGUUUUCUAGGCUCUAUUCCACCAGUAAAUGGUGCUCUACAGGGCCUCAUACAAAAUUAUAUAUACAUAGUUGUCCUAAAUACAUACAAAUGAAAAUAAAAAUAUAUAUACUAAUAAAUAGAACAUAUCAGAACAUAAAAUCGUAAAAACAGCAAAAGAAACAACGAAAAUACAAGGAACACAAAACAUGAGUGUGAAGGGGGCGUGGCAGCAUCGCGGGGCUUUAUUUAUUUAUUAUUAUUAUUUAUUUAUUUUUUAAGAUGCACCUUUCCAAGAAAGGCAUGGGCCUUUUCUGCUGACACAGUGGCCCAUAACGGGGCUUUAAACUCCUGGCCCUUUAAAUGCUUAGUAAUCCUAGAAGGGGUGCGUUAUGCGUCUGCCAACUACCGCAGUGAUACCACACCACUCCAUACACGAAAUGUGAAAAAAAAAGAAAAAAAAAAUUACACGAAAUGACAGACCACUGCCUCAACAAACUCUAAUGGAUUUUAUUGAGGUUUGCAAGGAUGUUUUGAUUCUAGUUGUAAUUUGAGAAGGAAUUUAUCUGAUUAGUAAGAAAACACGAUAAGAACUUGACUCGUCUUUGUGGCCUCUGAGACAGUCUUGGUGAGUGAGCGAAGUGUUUGAGAGUGCAGACUGAAGAAGGUAGUGAGAGUGGGAGGGAGGAUCCACGUUAUACUCGAUACAAAUGAAAAACGGUGUGAUAAUUGAUGUGUAAGUCUUGUGAUUUGUGUCUACCAGUCUUAAGUGUGAAUUCCAUUAGUUAUAGAUGCAACUUUUUGUUUUGUUUACAUUUACCAAAGAAAUUGUCGUAUAGUAUCUCAAAGAUUUUAAAGUAUUUAUCGUUUUGUUUAUAUAUAUAUAUAUAUUCGUCCAGUGAGAUUUUAUUGUUGCUUGAGAGAGAGAGAGAGAGAGAGAGAGAGGUAUCUGUGUUGUGUUUUUUAUUCUUUAUUUGGCUUAGUUUUUUUUUUUAAGAUUUGAUGUUUUUAGCUGCUUUUUGUUCUUAGUUUCUCUCGUGAGCUGAACUUUUCCCAUGACUCGCUCCUUGAAAUUUAAUUGUCUCUUUGUGAUUCAUUGGCAUAGUGGUGCACACACUUUGCCAUCAGCCUAGAAUUGUGUGCAUUUCUUGCCAUGGUCAUCUUGUCUCUUGAUGCAACUUUCCUACUUUUGUACAUUUUGAUUGGUGCGUAUUUCCAUGUGUCUGUCUCCUAGAGUUAAUUUAUAGCUGAAAUUCUUAUGCCUUUGGUCAAGUUUGGCUUUUUUCCACCUUUUGAUGUUAUAUUCCUGCUUUUAUACAUCUUGGUUUGCAUGUACCAGUGUAUUUUACAGUUCUGUGUAUUAUUGGAAUCUUGACAUCACUGGUUAAGUGUGCAUUCUUCAUAUUAUUGGGUCCAUCACGCCUUCUGCAGUGGCUGUGGAGGGAAGCUGAGUAGAGGGAGGGAUGCGGGGCUCACUCCCUCUCCAGCUGUGUUAGUAAAGCCAUGGUCAGAGGUACGGCAAGGUGCACCACAAGGCUUCCCCUGUGCUCUGUGUUCUACCUGUCUUGUCCUCUUGUCUAAGAUUAGAGGAGUUAAGAUGGAGAUAAAGCACUGUGGGUCCUCUUUCCUCAUUAUUCCAUCCACUGCACUGCUGACAUUUCUUCGCUAUGUAUCAAGGCCACUGAUCUAAGAGUGCAUCCAUUGUCAGGAGAGAUUCAGUGGAUUAGAUGAUGUGCUAUUAAGGGAGAGACAGAUUGAGAUAAGCACUGUGUUCCCUCUUCCCUCAGCCUUUCAUCCACUGAUCUGAGAAUGCACCAGGUGUGAGGCAAGGUUCAGUAGAUUGGAGGCUGUGGUGGUGAGGGGACAAGCAGUGUCAGUAGAUCACAAGGGAAGAACACAGUGGGAGUGAGUGUGGGUUAUGUGACCUGGCCAUAACUGUAUUGGCAGAUUGAUUAAGGUUCACAGAGCUUGGUUUGGCUAGAAGGCUUUAUUCUAUGUAAAUAUAUAUAACCUACUUUUUAUUUUUGUAUGUGUGAGCAUGUGUGCGUGUGUGUGUGUGUGUGUGUGAAGUUGAUCUAGAUGCUAUGCAAUGCAAUUUUGUUAAUGAUUUCAGGUGUUGUUAUCUGGUGCAGGGAGUGAGUGUGUGUGAGGUGCUGGAGGAGUGUGGGCUGAGUACCACAGUGAGUUUUGUUUUUCUUAUUGCUUGACGAGCUUCAUGUGCUGCCAAGACGAGACAGACAAGAAACUCGCUCCACAUACUGACACACUUACACUUCAACAAAUACUGGGACAUUCUUGGGGACCCUUAACUUUAUGAGAAUCGCGGAAACUAUUACAAGCUGUGCAUUUGUUGAGACGCCUGGACAUUUUCAAGAUUUUCUCCCCAAGACUUCAUUCCUUCAUGUUUUUUGUCAGUUUCAAGGAAAUUCAACUGCAGCUUCAUCCAUAUACUUCACUUUUUUGUUAAUUUUCAGAAUAUUUAAAGGAAUUAUAAACAGUAACUUAAUUAAACAGCUUUUCCUCAAUCUUGUCAAAUGCCAACAAAUUUAUUCAGUAACUGGACCCCAAGACUUCCUCACUCUACACAGACACAUUGCUGGAGUUGGUAUCACCUUUGUUUUGUUGCGUUAGGCUGCACGUAUGAUCUGAUUACCUUAUCUUACCUUACCUGUCUGAGGUUGUCUUCCUUGCCCUGCCACACCACGAGGGUCAUUAGGUCUUCCCUGUAAAUGUAUGGUGAAUCAAAAUUAUUACUGUUGCUUUCAGGAUGAUUCGGUAUGAGAGGACCUUCUGUGUGUAGGAGCGGCAGUUAAUUAUGUCCUGAGAAGUACCAUGUGUUUAGUUUUUUUUUUUUUUUUUUUUUUUUUUUUUUUAUACCAUGUAGGCUUUUCAUGGAAAUUUAUGGGCUAAAGGGGAUACUUUUUGGGAUACCUCCAAUCUGAAAUCCCACCCGCUAGAAAACUGUUGCCCUGAUUGAGGAAGCCCAACCUACACUCCAACCUUGUGAGAGUUGCAGCUCCCACACUCCCUAUGAAUGUUUGUGUACCUUGUUUUGUUUGUAAAGGUUGAUUUGUUUGUGUCACAGCUUAUUGAGACCAUUUGUUACCUGUACUUAGUCAGGCUUGAGUCAGUUUCUGCAAAGGUUGGUAUCUUGGUUGUAUGAAAGCCUCAUAAAGACCAAUAGUUGUCUGUAUUAGAACAGACUUGCAAAGGUUGACAUCUUGGUUGUAUGAAAGGCCAGGUAGGAUCAUAGGUUGCCUACAGUAUACCUGGUGACACCUGCCAGUUUUGCAGUUUGAAUAACUCACUGGCUGAAAGGCUUGUGAACACUGUGUCACCUGCACCAGGAGUGGACAGGGAUCAAUUAUGCCAAUGAUAGAGUGGCUGCGGCAGCUGUGUAGUGGUGAGCAGCACAAAGGUGAACACAGGUGUGUGUGUGUGUGUCAUCAUAGCUAAGGCAAAGUACAAGCUUAGGUGAUAAUUGGUAAUGCUUUAUUGUAGUCAAUACUGGGAGGGAAUAUAAUUAUAAUUUUCUUUAUUAUAAAGGAAUGAGGAAGAAAGACUUGUAGUACAAUGUUAUGAAAAUGUAAUCAUAUAUAAAAACAUUUUGUGUUUAGGAAGCAUAAGACAGCUGUAAGCUUUUAUAUAUAAAACUAUAAUGCACGAAGCCACAGCGAAAGUAUUUACAGGAGUGUACAUGUAAAAAAAAUAUGUAUAUUACAAGGAAAAAUGUAUGUACUUUUACAUUAACAUAGCUGUGUAAAACUACAUAUAAAAACUAUGCUGUGUAAAACUACAUAUAAAAACAUGUUUGAAAACUUUCUACAAUUGUACUUGUAAGUGGUAGUUGAGGCUGUGGUUACCAAGAUGCACCACACAAGGCUCUGGUGGUGUGUGUGUGUGUGGAGCAACAUCCUGGCUCAUGUUGUUUAUGUCAAGCCAAACUAUUUCUGAGUCCAUGUAACUGUUGUCAGCCUCCAUGACAAAGAGCCACUGUAGCACUGAACUCAAAGCUUUAACUCAGUAACAAAUAUCACUUGUGCAGCUUGUAUUGCUCAAACUGUUAGUGUGAGAGGAGAGAACACCUUCACUACAACAACUGAAAACAAUGUACUAACACAAAACAAUCAGUGAAUAACGUCUCCUCUCGCUCUCUCUCAGGCGAGUCAGUGAGUAUUGUGUGUGUGAGGGGCUGUGGGGAGUGACUGUGGGUUUGUCAACAUACUGUGGGGGGACAUCCUGUGGGUCUGUGGAGAGAGAGAGAGAGAGAGAGAGAGAGAGAGAGAGAGAGAGAGAGAGAGAGAGAGAGAGAGAGAGAGAGAGAGAGAGAGAGAGAGAGAGAGAGAGAGAGAGAGAGACCUCCCCCCAAAGCCACCAGUUUUCCUCCUUGUCAGUCAGUUGUACCAUUGAGUCAUCUUGGAAGUGCUUAUAAGACCUGAGACAUAAAACAUUAAUCACCUCUGCUCCCUAAAAUAUUCCUGCAACAAACCAACACUACUGUCUGUGGAGGGAAGUGGAUCCAGUGUGCUGCAAGGAAUCAGCGCUCCACAGGGUUAUGUGGAGCGACAAGCUUGGAUACAGUGGUGUUCAGUCUCCUUGAAGCACACUGGCCUCUACUUCCCUCCACAAAAACAUAAGUAGUGGAAGAUUGGGUUCUGUGGAGUGAUAAACUUGGAUACAAUCUUCCACUACUACUAAUUCCUGCAUUACCCUCAACACAACUGCUACUGCCUAUGGUGUUCCUGCUUCCAUUACUUCCAAACUCCAACCUCCACUACAGCUAACCACUACUCCUUACUGUCUGUUGGGGUGUUCCUGCCUCCAUCACUUGAAACUCUCCUGAGCCAAGUACAUGUCAGGAGAGCUUGAGUCCUUGGGCAGAUCCUUGGUGGCUUCCCUGGCCUGCAGUGUGGCGGUGACGAGGUCUUCCUGGUUGUCCCGAAUCAGACACAACCUCUCCUUGGCCUCCUCCACCUUGGUCAUGGCAGCAGGAUUCAGGGGGCCAUCCAGGACCUUUCUCUGCUCCUCCAAUGCCUUCUCUAUGUUCUUGAGCUGCGCCUGGCACCGCUUCUUCAUGUAUCGCUCCUGGAACAUUUCGUACAAUGAGCGCCUCUGGUCACGCCUUCCCAUCUUCAAACCUGACUUGCUUCAUCAACAGACAACUGCUAUCAGCUUCCUGUACAACUCAAUUUUUAUCUUGUACGACAAACAUCUCAUGUCGUUAGCUUUUCUAGUGAAAUCCUAUUUAUAUAUUGUAUCAUGAAAUACAAUAAAUAUUCUGCCUGUUA
Messenger RNA from Portunus trituberculatus (swimming crab), 14778 nucleotides. RefSeq names its product plectin-like. NCBI's taxonomy places the organism in Eukaryota, Metazoa, Arthropoda, Malacostraca, Decapoda, Portunidae. The record is from RefSeq and is a predicted model, not a curated record.